Messenger RNA from Mytilus trossulus (common blue mussel), 914 nucleotides. Its product is annotated as neuropeptide CCHamide-1 receptor-like. The transcript has a single exon. The record is from RefSeq and is a predicted model, not a curated record. Gene Ontology annotation, biological process: G protein-coupled receptor signaling pathway. NCBI's taxonomy places the organism in Eukaryota, Metazoa, Mollusca, Bivalvia, Mytilida, Mytilidae. Gene Ontology annotation, cellular component: plasma membrane. Gene Ontology annotation, molecular function: G protein-coupled receptor activity. The coding region runs from base 1 to 882 and encodes 293 amino acids.
AUGACGUCGCCUCACAACAUAUACGUCAUCAACCUUGCAGUUGGAGAUUUGUUAAUGCUGACUGUUUCUAUGCCUUUUAUGUCAACUAUUUUUACUUUUGAAACGUGGCCAUAUGGGGACAUCGUUUGUAAAUUAAGUGAAUUCUUCCAUACUUUGUGCUGCUCGGUAACAGUAUGUAUGUUGACAGCUCUCAGCAUUGAACGGUACAUUAUUGCAUCCGGUAGAUGUUCGGAACACCGAAACAGCAUGGCAAUAAUCGCUGUAUUUGUUGUCUGGGUAUACUCCUUUAUGUUUGCCAUUCCUGAUCUUGUGUCAGCAAAUCUGUAUAAAGACCCUGGCUAUGAAGUGUGCGUUCUGUACAGACAUUCGUGGGGCGAAGCCUAUGCUAAAACUAUGACAAUUCAGAAACUUAUUUUUUUAUUCAUUGUUCCAGUUAUGACUUCUUUUCUCUGCUAUACGGCAACUCUAAUCAGACUUUUACAAGUAUCCUCUAAUUCCUCCACUGUACAGAUCGACACUGCUAGAGAAGACGGCAAAAAAGUGCACUUAAUAAUCCUUAUAUUUAUACUAAUGAUUGUUUUUAUAUUCAGCUGGUUGCCGAGGAGAAUAUAUUUGAUGUGGUACUACUUUGAUCCUUCACCUUAUGACAAUUUUUGGCAUGUUAUGAAACUUACAGGAUUUUGUUUGAUGUAUGCAAAUUCUGCCUUUAAUCCGUUGGUUUUCUUUGUCUUAGAUCGCGAUUUCCGAAAAUUCUCGAUAUCGUGUUGUCACAAAUGCCGAACACAGCAAUACGCCCCUGUUGAUAGCGCCAACGCAAAGAAUGGUCAAACCAUGAUGCUAACAGGACUGACACGGAUAGAUGAAAUCGGUUCUAUGGUCUAAUUAGAUUAAGUUAUGUGCAGUAGUCUUGUUAA